ACCCUCCUCUGAGACAAGGUGGCUGGGUUCCUGCACGUGGAGCUGAGCUGACGUUGUUACACGGGCUGUAUUGGCUUUGCUGUGUUACUCAGAAACAGCUGGUAGGAGAUGGUGGAACGAAGCCACCCAAGAGCAGACCACGCAUCUCUUCCAUUCUCUGCAGGUCCCGUGGUGCUUUGGAGACCUGAUGUGAAGCACGUCCAUGCCAGCCAUGGCGAAAUGAGGACAUAAUCUGCCUUCCUGUUCAUUGCAGGAACCCAGCCACCUUAUCUCAGAAUUGCUUCCCAAAUCCAAGGCUCUUUCCCAGCUACCUGUCAGGCCAUUUUAUGGACAGUAGGGCUCAAUGGACCUUAAACCCUCAACAACAUCAGAGCAAGAAAGCUGCUGCUGCUCCUCCUCCUCCUCUUGAUGUUUUACAUCAUCAGACUACAGCUACUUCCUGGCAUUACACACAGCUUCUUGCCAACCACCAGAGAAGAGUCUCUCGUUUCAGAGGAGGGGGAUUCUGCUGCUCGUGAGAGACUCCCCUUCCACAAGUCCUUGUGCUUGGAUGCCUCUGGUGGUCCUUGGGACGGAGAUGAGCAUGUAGAAAGUGUCUGCUGAUGGAAAAUGUCACAGACACAUCUGGAAGGGAGAGAGGCCCUUGUGAGGCACCUACGAGCAAAGCUCCAAGGGAACAGGAAAGACACUCCCGAAGCAGGCAGCUGGCCGGAGAAUCGCUCUGCAGCAUGCCGUGCAGCAGAGCUGGGACAGACCCCUGCGCCAGGUUCCAAGGGUGAGCCACCUCCCGAGCCCCCCAGGACCAGGAGAGUGGAUUUCACCAAAGCCCCUCUAUCUCGCAAUAAAGGCCAGAAUGAGGGACAGAGUUUGCCUACUCCUCCCUUUGGUGAGAACCCAGCAUGGGGGACGCGACUGAAGAAGGGGAUUGCUCAAGAGGCCAAUUCCCACCCAACCGCUGCAAAGCCAGGACGAAGAGAGGCAUUGAACAAGGACAUUGGAGCUGCCUCAGAACCUCCCCAGAGAAGCCCAGCCCAGCAGAAAUGGCCACUUGUCAAAGACAAGGGUGCUCCAACAGUUCCUGCCGAAAGAGCGUCUGUUCCAGCUUCCCUGAAUGCUGUGGGAAGCACCCAGGAGACAGGGCACCCAGCUCCGCCUCGGAGGAAGCCCUUGCCACACGUUAAGGCCCUGGGAGUGAGGCCACCCAAGCCCAGGCGCCCUCCUCUUGUGGACCUGGAGAAGUUCGGUGCAGCAGCACGUCCUGGGGUACCCGGCCAUCCUGCCACAGAACCAUCGAGGAACACUCCGCCAAAUUACCCGAAACCAGGUAAUACUGCAUCAGCCGCAGCACGGUUCCCACCCCAGAACGCUCCGAGUUUAACAGGGGAAGAAGAUGAGAUAUAUGACGACGUAGAGCCUGUUGGACUGCUCAGGAGAGGCCAAGGGUUUCCGCCGCCCCCCGCGUCCCAGCCCUCAGCGUAUUCCCGCUCCAGAGGAGGUGGAGAUGCUGGUCUGGCCUCUAACAGGGUUGCCCUGGUGCCAGCUGCACAGAGAGAAGCCCAGAUCUUUCGGAAGACAAAGGUGAUGACGCUCAAGGAGUGCAAGAAGGAGGAGAAGGCAGACAGGGAGUUUCAGAAGAAGUUCAAAUUCGAAGGAAACAUCCAUGUCCUCACACAAAUGAUGGUUGACCCUGCAGCGACGGAGAAGAGAGGCGGAGGGAAGAACCUCCCACUCAGACGAGGAGAAAUUCUAGAUGUCAUUCAGUUUACAAAUCGGGAGCAAAUCCUCUGCCGAAACAGCCAGAGGAGAUAUGGCUACGUGCCCCGGGCCGUGAUGCUGCACCUGGACACUGACAUCUACGACGACGUUGAGAUUUACGGUUGAACAGUCCAUGCUAAAGCAAAAGUCACGAGACAUCAUCAACAGCGAGAACUCUCUGAGGGCCUAAACAUGAGAAGCACUAUAUGCCCUGCUCCUGCUGCCUUUCAGACAGCCUGGCAAAGUGGCCGUGUCCUUGCCAAAAUCAUCAGGAAGGCUCGCCGUUCUGCAAGGAUCUUGUCCCGCUAAAGCAGGGACCAGCCAGGGGGUUGAAAGUGAUCUUUAAAUCAAGCUGUCUUCUCUGUGGCUUUAUUUUGUCUGUGUAAAAUAUGGCAAUGAUAUGAGAGGGUUUCAUGGUCUUAAUUGGGGAUUUUUUUUUUAAUCUGAGGCUUUUCUGGUUUUGAAAUCCUUGUUGUGCUGGAAAAGGGCAGGUAUCACCACAGUCAGGUUUGAAAUGCCAGCACUCAAGGUGUGAUUACCAAGGAGAUGUAAAUAAAAGAGAAUAGUUAGAACGAAAGGCACUUUCUAAAGGCGCAGGAGCCCCCACUUCGUCUGAGCCCCGAGAAACCUGCUGUGCGGUUGCUGCCGCCUCCCUGGCUGACACACAGCAGAGCCAGAG
Molecule: messenger RNA, 2434 nt
Organism: Dromaius novaehollandiae (emu)
Lineage: Eukaryota; Metazoa; Chordata; Aves; Casuariiformes; Dromaiidae
Gene: PRAM1
Product: PML-RARA regulated adaptor molecule 1
Exons: 10
Coding region: 610-1881 (423 amino acids)
Biological process (GO): integrin-mediated signaling pathway; T cell receptor signaling pathway; protein localization to plasma membrane
Cellular component (GO): plasma membrane
Molecular function (GO): protein binding
Source: RefSeq, a predicted model, not a curated record